ACGUGUGCAGCCUCACAACGCAAUAGCGAGUGGGCGUCCCGGAGCGGCCUCGGCUGCGUCCCCCCGCUACCACCGCGCCCGCGGCUCCCCCCGGGCAGGUGCCGCCCUUGCUGCAGCAUCUCGGCUAAGCCGAGUCGAGCCGCCCCGCCCCACCCGGGAGCGCCGAGGGGCUGGCGGCUGCGGGGCUGGCCCCGGGGGCGGGGGCGCCGCGGGACAGGCUGAGGCGGGUGUUACCCGCUGGCUCCGGCAGGGGCCGAGCACUCCCGGCAGUCCCCUCCAGCGCGCGGGCGGCAGGAGCAUCCCUUCACGCAGCCGGCUGCAGCGGCACCGCAGCUAGCCAACGUCGCUGCCUCACCGCUCGCUCCCCAGCCGCUCUGCCCCCACCGCCGCCUGCACAGGGCGGGCAGCGGCAGCCCCAGGACCCCCGCUCCGAGCCGGACCCGCGCCCCUCCCAGCCGCGCGGCCACGGGCAGAGGCAGAGCCCGAGCACCUGGGCGACCAGUCAUGACAGCUGAAAAGACCAUUCCCAUCAUUAACGGCAAGCCAGAAGAUGCUUUGGACCCAGAAGCCUCCAGUACCAACCUUGUCCACAGUAAUGAUAAAAAGGUGCACGAAAGGGGCCACUGGAACAAUAAGGUUGAAUUUGUCCUGUCUGUGGCUGGGGAGAUUAUCGGGUUAGGAAAUGUGUGGAGGUUCCCCUACCUCUGCUACAAGAAUGGAGGAGGUGCUUUCCUCAUUCCAUAUGUGGUUUUCUUUAUUUGCUGUGGAAUACCAGUAUUUUUUCUGGAGACUGCCCUGGGACAGUUUACUAGUGAAGGAGGUAUUACAUGUUGGAGGAAAAUUUGCCCUCUCUUUGAAGGCAUUGGAUAUGCUACCCAAGUUAUUGAAGCACAUUUAAAUGUUUAUUACAUCAUCAUUUUAGCAUGGGCUAUCUUCUAUCUAUUUAACUGCUUUACCACAGAGCUCCCAUGGGCCACUUGUGGGCAUGAAUGGAAUACAGAAAACUGUGUGGAAUUUCAGAAGCUUAAUAUGAGCAACUGCAGUCAAAUCUCAUUACAAAAUGCUACUUCUCCAGUCAUGGAAUUCUGGGAGCGCAGGGUACUAGCCAUAUCAGAAGGAAUUGAACAUAUUGGGAAUCUUCGCUGGGAAUUGGCAUUGUGUCUCCUUGCUGCUUGGACUAUCUGCUACUUCUGCAUUUGGAAAGGAACCAAGUCAACUGGAAAGGUGGUAUAUGUAACAGCCACAUUCCCAUAUAUGAUGCUACUGAUUCUUCUUAUUCGAGGAGUAACUUUACCAGGGGCUUCUGAAGGAAUAAAAUUCUACUUGUAUCCUGAUCUAUCCAGAUUGUCUGACCCACAGGUUUGGGUGGAUGCUGGUACACAGAUAUUUUUCUCCUAUGCCAUCUGCUUAGGAUGCUUGACAGCUUUGGGGAGUUACAACAACUACAAUAACAAUUGCUACAGGGACUGCAUUAUGCUCUGCUGUUUGAACAGUGGCACAAGUUUUGUUGCUGGUUUUGCCAUCUUUUCUGUCCUUGGUUUUAUGGCUUAUGAACAAGGGGUACCCAUUGCAGAAGUAGCAGAAUCAGGACCAGGACUUGCAUUCAUUGCCUAUCCAAAAGCUGUCACCAUGAUGCCUCUUUCUCCACUGUGGGCAGCUUUGUUUUUCAUGAUGCUUAUAUUCCUUGGAUUGGAUAGUCAGUUUGUGUGUGUUGAAAGCCUUGUGACAGCUGUGGUGGAUAUGUACCCAAAGAUUUUCCGAAGGGGAUACAGAAGAGAACUGUUGAUUCUUGCCCUUUCAAUUGUGUCAUACUUCAUUGGCCUAAUAAUGUUAACAGAGGGUGGAAUGUAUGUUUUCCAGCUGUUUGACUCCUAUGCGGCUAGUGGAAUGUGCCUUCUUUUUGUUGCUAUAUUUGAAUGUAUCUGCAUAGGCUGGGUUUACGGCAGCAAUCGCUUUUAUGAAAACAUUGAAGAUAUGAUUGGAUACAAGCCAUUGACAUUAAUUAAAUGGUGUUGGAUGUUCCUAACUCCUGGUAUUUGUGCUGGAAUCUUCAUCUUUUUCCUGGUGAAAUAUAAGCCUUUGAAAUACAACAAUGUAUAUACCUACCCUGACUGGGGCUAUGGGAUAGGGUGGAUGAUGGCCCUCUCGUCCAUGGUUUGUAUUCCUUUGUGGAUCUGCAUUAAGUUAUGGAAGAUGGAAGGAACCAUUCUAGAGAAAUUCAGGAAACUGAUUGUACCUAGCCCAGAUCUGAAAAUGAGAGGGAAGCUUGGUGCGGGAGCAUAUGCUGCUACAGUAAAUGAUUGUGAUGCCAAACUGAAAGGUGAUGGCAACAUUUCAGCCAUCACAGAGAAGGAGACGCAUUUCUGAAAGAACUAUCUUUUUUGUUUUAUUUUUUGUAUAAAUAAAUAAAUAAAAAUACUUCACUUAAUUAUAGAGGCUGGCUUGUUUUGCACAAAAUUUAUUAACCAGUUAAUUUUAAAGUGAACAUUGUAUACUUGUUAAAAAGUGAUUUUUUUAAUUAUUAUAUAAGUAACGAUUAUAUAAAAGAAAAAAGAAAUAAUAUUGUAUUGUAUGUUAGUGCUGACUUCUUGUAAUAUGGUGAUUUCACUAAAUGUUUUAUAGACACUAGAGGAACCUGUAUAAUGUGUUGUAAAACUUUUCUACUUGGGUUUUUGAAAGGCAUGGUGUUGUAUAGGUAUAUGCAUUUUAACCUGUAAACAUUUCAGACCAUUUCAGCUUUUAAUGUAUGUAUAUAAAAGGGACCACAGCAUUCUUUUGUUUAUAUUGGAGGGAGUUUUUGGAGGGCUUGUUACUCUGCUGUCUCACAAUUCUAUCAGAAUGUGGGCUUGAUCCAAGGCCUAUUUAAAUUAAUGCGAAGGAAGUUUUGACUUCAAUGGGCUUUGGGAUCAUGCUGUUUUGUCAAGAUAAAGUUACACGUUUUGUUUAGACCAUACUAAGGACACAUAAAACAAGAGUGUCUGCACUUUAAAGCUUGUUGACUCAUGCUGGGUGCCUUCUGAGUGUCUCAGUAUUGUACCACUUUAAGUGAAGGUUAACUCUGGGCCAUGGUACGUACCUAGCUUGUGUUAGCGUAAUUUCAGUCUGCUCCAUAGAGAUAAAAUGAGCAAUUUGCUGUCCUGCAGCAUUCCAGAAUGCACUGUUCCCAGGCCGCCUCUACCCAAAGCAGGGAUAAAGCCUGGUUGUCCUGGCUCCUAGCCACUCCCCUACUCACUAGCUCUGUAGUGGUAAAUCAGAGCAGUGCAGGAAAGAAACAGUAUUAGCCCUUACUUGCAUCUACACACAGCACAUUUUAACUUUGACACCACUUAAUAUUCCUCAGAUUUAGUACGGUCUAAGUGUAACGUGUAACUUCACCUUUAAUCAAACUGUGACCCAGAACCCUGCAUUCCUUUUGCCUGAGUUAGGAAUUCUGUAGGGUUAGGUUUUAUAGCUAGCAAAGUACUGCCUGUGGGGGGUAAGUGCUCUAUCUGGAGGCUAAAGGAAUACCACCUCAUUUAGUUCUCCCUCAUUUACUCCUGAGCUACUUCCAACAGACAGGUAUAAACAUGUGGUGGAAUGGGCCCACCUAUUAAUUACUAUUUUCCUGAAGACAAUAUAGAGAAUAUUUUUAAGAGCUAUUAUGUUUUUGUUGUAUUUGUGAACUGGAUAGUCUCUAAAUUUGCAAAUAUUGCUUCAUAGGAGUGUUAAAGCAAUUUAAUUUGUUCUUGUCUCUGAUUGGCCAGCACUUUAUAUUCCGUUUUCCAUUCCCUAAAUCCAAUGUGUUUUUACUUGUAAAACUGAAAGAGUCUGAGAGUAGUCUUCUAGUUUUCUUAGAUGGAGAGGUUUUGAAGAGAAAUGGAACACAUUUAGAACUCUAAAAUAUAUUUAUAAACCCCUCACUGGAAAUCCAGAAUGCAAUAAUGACAAUAGAUAACACUUACAUCUACUGUCUACCUUCAAGCCCAUUAUUAACUACUGUCAAAUUAAGCCAUUAUGCUGCUGCUCUUCGUGGAGUCAGAUUCUCACUGAUGCUAAAAUGGCAGUUUUGCUUGUUGAAGGAAUGCAGUGUUUGGCUCCUGAUCUACACAUGAACCCCAUGAGGUAAGGUAAAUAUGAUAUAUUGUACAGAUAGAGAAACUGAGGAGAAAGAGGUGUCUUACCCAGUGCUACAAAGGGAGUAGGAUCAUCUGGGUUUUGAAAUCAUGGAUUUGUUUAUUCCAGCAGUUGUACAAACCUACUCUCUUUGACUUAAGCAGAGAUUAUUUUUGUGAUGCUAUCUGAAGGAAGGCUGGUAUUUUAGGGUCAUUUACUAAUUAUCAGGCACAAGACCUGCCAAUAUCCCAAGCCCCAGUGCUGUUAGCUCUGAACAUUAUCUUUUUCCUUUCUUCUUAAACUGACAGGAUAUAUAUGACCCAAAGCCUAGGCAUGUGGGGGGAAUAAGUUUACAGCACUGUAUAAACUCUCCUAACCAAAAUAACCUGCAAACAGUAGCAAAACAGAGCCUUGGAGCAUUGCUGCAGAACUGUCUCUUCAGGUAGGUUGAAAAGCACCUCAAAUGGCCAAUACCAGGAACAAGAUUAGGAAAGGCUCAACUGGGCUGGAAGUGCUACUUAAUGCUGGCCCUCUGCACAGGGAUAGAUUUCACCAAUAGAUUCUAGUAUAUCUUAAUAUUACACAGAGAUGUAUCAUAUAUUUGACAAAUAAUUGGGGUUUAAAAUAAUUUGCACAGCCACUAUAAAAUAUUCUUCAGUAGUAUCACAGCCUCAAGCCGAAUUAUGGAACGUAUUUUAUGUUUUUGGUGAAGGGGGAAUGGAAAGCCAAGAGAGGAAGGGUCUUACACCAACCUAAAAUUGUAGUGGCUUUGGAUACCUUAUUUUUUGCUUGCUCAAAAAAAGAUAUCUUGCAAGAGAUUGAUUUCCAGAGAUUGCUGAGCAUCCACCUUUUGAAAACUGUGUCUCUUCAAAAUAGUCUUCAAUUGGGCAUCCAAAACUGGAAGUACCCAAAAUAUCUAGUCAUUUUUGAAAGCCAUGAUAUUUUUUUGGAGAGAAAUGUCACAAGUAUUAGAAGUGCAUCUGAGUAUAUAACUGAAAAAACCAUUGGGAGAUAACUCCAUCCUACAUCUUAAAGUUGGGAAAAAAAUAGAAAUAAAGUUUAGAAAUUUGCACAUCUUUGCAGUUCUAGCAGUUCAUUUUAUGCACAUCAGUCCAGAUUCUAUUCCACCUACUCCACAUAAAUAGAUUUAGCUAGUCCUGUUCCAUCUUGUUCAAGUCCCUUAAAAGUUUAUUAAUACAGAAAGUGAAAUGCGUAUCUUUCUUAUCCUUGCUGAAUUUGUAUCACUCAGUUUUAAGGGUAAGAUGAAACUGCAUUAGCAAAAUAGAUGAAAUAUGGAUUUUUCAGUGACUUGAGCAGAGUAGAGUAGAACUGCACUUAGGCACCCAAAUCCAUUUAUAUAUCCAAUAGGUGGAAUAUAAUCUGGCUUUCUAUACCUAAUACACCUUUCUAGUCUUCAUUCUUGGUCCCCCAGCUGACAGGCCCAAACCUCUAGGUCACUAAAAUAUAUUUUCCUAAGAAGGCAGACAGUGCAAUUAUUUCUUUUGACUUCAGUUGAGCUAUCCAAGGAGUCGAGAAUAGUCAUGAGUUUACAUGAGUGAAUUACAGUGUGCCAGUUUGUUAAUAUAGCCAACAUACUAACUGGCCAUCCAUUUGAAACAUGAUGAUAAUCCCAGACAACUAUGAUUUAGCUUUUAAUCCAAGCAAAUAUUGCUGUUGUUGAAAAGGGCAAUUCAUUUAGGUUAUCAGUCCACUUUGGACUGUCAUACUCAUCCAAAUAUCUCAACAGGAACUAUGUACUAUGUAUGGAACAUGCUUCCUGCUCUGCUGCUAUGAACCAUUUCAUCAAUAGCUUUAUACACAUACAUAUGGUUCGGCAUGGUCUAAAGCAUUAUACAGUGUUACUAAUGUGCUGUACUUGUAAAUGUGUGCAUUUAAUACCUGACCCGAUAACACUUGACUGAUAUUUUUAAAGAUUUUUUUUUUUUGUGGGGAGGGGAAGGGAGAGGGACAAAUUUACUACUAGUGUUUGUGAGGUUUUUUUUUUUAAACAAAAUGUGAAAGGGGAACAAAAAACAAUUAUGUCCUUGUGUUGACUCUUUUUGCUAUGCAGUAGAAACAAUAUUGCCCUCUUCUGAGGUAUUUGAACAUUAUUAAAAAUAAAAUAUGACAACAACAAAAAACAACCACUAAGGUUUAUGUAAUGUUUUGCACAAUGUUUUUAUUUGGUAUUCAAGGGCACAAGAUUUUUGUCUGCUUACUCAUUUUUAAAAUUAAAGAAAACGUGCAAAACUG
Alligator mississippiensis (American alligator) is the source of this 6345-nucleotide messenger RNA. It is a transcript of the gene SLC6A11, whose product is annotated as solute carrier family 6 member 11. Bases 505 to 2367 code for a protein of 620 amino acids. Lineage: Eukaryota; Metazoa; Chordata; Crocodylia; Alligatoridae. The transcript is spliced from 15 exons. The record is from RefSeq and is a predicted model, not a curated record. Gene Ontology annotation, biological process: sodium ion transmembrane transport; neurotransmitter transport. Gene Ontology annotation, cellular component: plasma membrane. Gene Ontology annotation, molecular function: gamma-aminobutyric acid:sodium:chloride symporter activity.